Molecule: messenger RNA, 495 nt
Organism: Funneliformis caledonium
Lineage: Eukaryota; Fungi; Glomeromycota; Glomeromycetes; Glomerales; Glomeraceae
Source: the annotation of a GenBank genome assembly
AUGUCACCUUCACGACAACAAACUAUUCGUAACGAACCAACAAAAGAAACUUAUGAUAGUAUGGAUAUUGACGAACCACAAAAAAAUUUACCAACUUCUCGAAGUUCGACAGCAUAUUCUACUAACACUUCAAGUUCACGCAUGACAACGUCAACAAUACCUUCUCAGGAACAAAAGAGACAAGAACAGCAGCAACAACUUGAUAAAGAAGCAUUCUCAACAGUAUCAAAAGUUGAUCCAGAAGUAGUUUGGGCAGCUGCUCAAUUAUUUAUUUUAUCUAAUCAAGCUAGAAAUAACUAUUUAGUUGAUUCAAAUUCAAAUGUUGUCGAUGUUUCGGCUGCUAAUCGUUCUAGUGCCAUGUCUUUGUCUAAUUUACUUUUACCUGAUGAAGCCAAUUCUUCUUCAAAAGCAACGAAUGAUGCUCCUUCGUUGCGAGAGGAUGGUGUUCAUAAUCGAUUGAGAGAAGGUUUUGUCAAUUAUGGGAUUGGUGUUUGA